GCCCAAAGAUCCAGCCUAACGCAUCCAGCGCGAAAAGAGAAACCCCGAUGUGUGUGCGCAUGUUUCUCCGCCGUUUUGACGCGUGAAUCAAGGCCACCAGGAUUGAGGAGAUACCGGGCCCUGCACGCUGGACCUGAACGUUUCAUUUCUUUUAAAAGAAACGCGGUCUGCUCGCUGGCAUGCUAUGAGAAUUACCUCUGGUCACCACAGGCUUUGAAAAAAAAAAUACCGAUAAACACAGGUCGUAUCACUGAAACAACCCUUCGGUCAUGCUGCGCACCUGCCAGACCUCCGCUCCCGGACCGGACUGUUAAAGCAAAGAAAGGCAACUUUUUGGGGGAAAGAAGUUGCCAUCAGAUCGGUUGUUGAAGCGGGGGUGGAGGGGGGCAAAAUAAGUCCCUCCAUCGAGUAGAAUCACCUUUUUUUCUUCACAUUUUCAUCCUUGAUAGGAAGGCGAAACGGCGACUUCAGUUGAUUAUCUCUCUUUCCUUUGCUAUCCAAUGGAUAUUCACUGCAAAGCAGACCCCUUCACAGCGAUGCACCGGCACGGAGGUGUGAACCAGCUCGGCGGGGUGUUUGUGAACGGCAGACCCCUCCCGGACGUGGUAAGGCAGCGGAUAGUGGAGCUGGCCCACCAGGGCGUCCGGCCCUGCGACAUCUCCAGACAGCUGCGGGUCAGCCACGGCUGCGUCAGCAAGAUCCUGGGCAGAUACUACGAGACUGGUAGCAUCAAACCAGGGGUGAUUGGUGGGUCUAAACCUAAAGUGGCCACGCCAAAGGUCGUGGAAAAAAUAGCAGACUACAAGAGGCAAAACCCAACCAUGUUCGCCUGGGAGAUCAGAGACAGACUGCUGGCAGAGGGCAUCUGCGACAACGACACUGUUCCCAGCGUCUCAUCCAUUAACAGGAUCAUCCGAACAAAAGUCCAGCAGCCUUUCCAUCCAUCUCCUGAUGGGACAUCCCUGUCGACAACAGGCCAUACCAUAGUACCAAGCACAGCCUCGCCGCCUGUAACCAGCGCCUCCAACGACCCUGCAGGGUCCUACUCCAUCAAUGGGAUUCUGGGUAUCCCACGAUCCAACGGUGAAAAGAGGAAAAGAGAUGAAGAUGGUUCAGAUGGUUCUGGCCCAAACAGUGAUUCUCAGGGUAGUGUGGAGAGUUUACGGAAACACCUGAGGGCAGAUGCCUUUACCCAGCAGCAGCUGGAAGCAUUGGACCGGGUCUUUGAACGCCCCUCGUACCCUGACGUCUUCCCUACAUCGGAGCAUAUCAAACCCGAACAGGCUAAUGAGUACUCGCUCCCUGCCCUGAAUUCCAGCCUGGACGAAGUCAAGCCCAGUUUAUCAUCUAGCGCCAACCCAGACCUGGGCCCCAGCGUGUCGCAAAGCUACCCUGUAGGUCGGGACAUGGCCAACACAACCUUACCCGGGUACCCUCCUCACGUUCCCCCUACAGGCCAGGGCAGCUACCCGACCUCCACGCUCGCUGGAAUGGUUCCUGGGAGUGAGUUUUCGGGGAACCCCUACAGUCAUCCACAGUACACAACCUACAAUGAAGCCUGGCGAUUCAGCAACCCAGCAUUACUAAUGCCGCAUCGAGAGGCUCCGCCCCUCCCACUGCUGCCACUGCCUAUGACCGUCACUAGUUACCAUGGAAACCAAAUCAACCUGCAGGACCAUGGCCUCAGCCUCCAUAUUGCCCCGGUGUGAGCGGCAUGGUCCACUGGACACUGAGCAUCUGCGCAUAAAAUGUUCCCGGCUCAGACAAUGAGAAACUUAACGGUUUUUGGGAUUCCAGACGACUUCUCUCUUCUCUCCUCGCAGCUUUUUUUGGACAUUCAAAGCCAAAAAAAAAAAAAAAAUCUCCAAGGCAUCAUCAACAGAGACACUGAAAGAUGCAACACACAUGAUGAAAACUGUGGGGAACUUCAGUGGUUUCAAAAAAAAAGGAAAAAAAAAUAGAGAAAAAGACUGAAAACAAAAAUAUCCAGAAUUUAUUUUCCCCGUGUAGCAGUGUCACAGUUUCAUCCCAUCAUGGAUCAAUACUGUACAUUCCUCUUCUUGACGGCUCUCAGCAGGGACGCUGUCCGGAGCUUAAAAUGUAGCAGCAGCCUUUUUUUUUUUUUCCUUCCUUUUUCCAUUUGUUUCCCACUCAAUUCAAAUGGCAGCGCAGUGAGAUCAGAGGAGAUUAGCAGCAGCACAUGCCGUCUGUGGGAGGCUAGAAUUGUUUUUAUCCAUCUCAACAGUCACCGACCAAACAUCCAGCAUGAGUAAAUCGAUCGCUUUGAUGCCAUGAGAAGAUUAAGACAUGUUCUCUGUGAUACACAAUCAAGAUGUAAAAAUGAAAAUGAAAUAAAUAAAGAAACAUCAGUUUGAAAAUAGAGGGAGCCAUGACAGUAUAUCACCAUGGCCCACUAUUUGCAAGAUUUCAAGAAACUAGUAAAUAUAUUCUUAAAAUGAUUUUUUUAUUUCAUUUUUAUAAUUCGUAAUGACUAAACUGCAGACUGCUUGGCUAGUGUUUUACUAUUUCUUAUUUGUCAGGAUACAAGAGGUCAUCAGGCAAAACCUUGUUGUGUUUUUUGUUAAUUUUGCACUAUUUUUGGAGGUUUGCAACACUGGAGCGUUAUUAUGCAGAAAAUGAUGAUGCAUAUUUGCUUUACAGCAUUUCAUGAAACUGACUGUAAGUCUAAUAAGUUUCAGUCUGGAAAGGCACUUACAGUUUCACAUACUGUUCAGUUUUUUUAUUUAAUUGUAAUUCAAGGCCCAUCAUGUCACAUUUGCCUUGACAUGCACUACUACUGUAUGUUCUCACAGCUUACAUUGUUUUUAAUUUAAGUUGAUUAAGUCUUUGGCAUUCAACCACAGAAAAAGGAUAUAACAGCCAUCCCAAGUUAAACAAGUAUCAUCAUUUGCCUAGUUUGAUGCCAGAAGCGUCCAAAUUCACCCUGAUAGAUGAUUCUGACGACUCCAAUAGCGUCAAAAAGCAGGGCGACGAUUUCAGCUAAAUGCCUUAAACAUGUUUCCCUCCCGGCUUCAGCUCCCUCACAUGUUUCAGGCCAAGUCAUUUCCUUGAAUCAAGCUGGAAUUAUGGUUUCUUCAUCUGUCAAGUGAAUGUAUUUGCAUUUGCCAAAGACUUAGUUCUCGUCAAUGUUUAUUUACAGGCCGCCUAUAUGCAUCAUGAGAGCAGUAUUAUUAUUAUUAGGAAAAACCCACAAUGUUUCAUGAGGAAAAGUAUAUGUAUAAAUUCUAUGCAGUGCAGAGAUGGUCAUCAUAUGCAUAUUCAGCUGUAAACCUAAAGGUAGGUGGAGUUUAUUUAAUGUUAUGUUAUUUACAAAUUGUUCAUUUGUAGAAGGGUUUUUUGUGUGUGAUGUGAAGACACUUCUCUGUAAAUACAGUAAGAAAAAAUGUCUUUCAUGUUCAUGGGUAUUAUCACUUUC
This is a messenger RNA of Thunnus maccoyii (southern bluefin tuna), 3436 nucleotides long. RefSeq names its product paired box protein Pax-2a-like. NCBI's taxonomy places the organism in Eukaryota, Metazoa, Chordata, Actinopteri, Scombriformes, Scombridae. The record is from RefSeq and is a predicted model, not a curated record. Gene Ontology annotation, molecular function: RNA polymerase II cis-regulatory region sequence-specific DNA binding; DNA-binding transcription factor activity, RNA polymerase II-specific. The coding region runs from base 501 to 1709 and encodes 402 amino acids. Gene Ontology annotation, biological process: anatomical structure development; regulation of transcription by RNA polymerase II. The transcript is spliced from 10 exons.